Contarinia nasturtii (swede midge) is the source of this 9847-nucleotide messenger RNA. It is a transcript of the gene Gbeta13F, whose product is annotated as guanine nucleotide-binding protein subunit beta-1. The record is from RefSeq and is a predicted model, not a curated record. The transcript has 9 exons. The coding region runs from base 914 to 1936 and encodes 340 amino acids. Lineage: Eukaryota; Metazoa; Arthropoda; Insecta; Diptera; Cecidomyiidae. Gene Ontology annotation, biological process: G protein-coupled receptor signaling pathway. Gene Ontology annotation, molecular function: protein binding; signaling receptor complex adaptor activity. Gene Ontology annotation, cellular component: heterotrimeric G-protein complex; cytoplasm.
CGCGUCAACUACGUCAAGACGUAUACAUUUGUAGUGCAGUGUAUGUGUAAUCUUUCAUCGAUUCGGCAGUGAGGAAGUGUUAUUUGUGUGUUCUGUGUCGAAUAAAUUAUUUUUUACAAUUUGAUUUUCUUUUAAUUUUCAUAUGUUUGUACAAAUCGAGAAACAAUCAAACAUCGAUUGAAUUUGAACGUUGAUCGACGGAUUGCGGAGGAAAACUAUAAAACAAUAUUGUGUUUCAUUUCAUGUGUGAUUUGAUCAAACAAAAAUUCAUAACGAACGACAACGCUUUCAGAUUUAAGCAACAACGUUACGGGCAGCAAAAGCAGCAGCAGCAGCAGCAAGUAAUAAAUCCAUACAGCCGAUUCUGAAAGUUUCGAUAGUGAUAUCUGGUUUCGAGACAUCACGUACAUACCAUAUACGUAAUAAAGAGCUGUACUGUUCGAAUUUAAAAGAAAUUUACUAGAAUAACAAACGCUGCUUUUGGAUGCUGCUCGUGGCCACAUAACAGUCGAAUUGGUUGAUAUAUUGACAAAAAAAAAAUUUGUGCAAACGAUCUUUCGGCAGACGACACACACACAUACAUACAUCGAGACAACGUGUGGGACAAGAAUCACUACGAUGAAUUGCUAAUUUAAUGUUAACAAUUAACGCUAUUAUUGAGGGGAUACGUUGGGAAUAGACGAAAAAGGAAAACUUUAGGCGCGAAGAAGACACAAAACCAUACGCCGACACAUACAAGAUAUAUCAUUUAGACCAUUUCAAAUAGCACAAUAACAGAGCAAUACUCUUGACCAUUUGAGGUAAUUUAUGUGAAACGUGAAGACGCAUCGUAAUCGAAUUACUGUAAAACAGGUGAACUUAUAUCUAUUUAUAUUCGGGACGGAACCACUGAUUAAAUACCAAAGCGAGCAAAAUGAACGAGUUAGACAGUUUACGACAAGAAGCCGAAACACUAAAGAAUGCCAUUCGCGAUGCCCGAAAGGCCGCAUGUGACACAAGCUUAGUACAGGCCACUAAUAAUUUGGAACCUAUCGGCCGCAUUCAAAUGCGCACGAGACGCACACUACGCGGACAUUUAGCUAAAAUUUAUGCUAUGCACUGGGGCAGCGAUUCAAGAAAUUUAGUAUCAGCUUCUCAAGAUGGAAAAUUAAUCGUUUGGGAUUCACAUACCACAAACAAGGUGCAUGCAAUUCCGUUGCGUUCAUCAUGGGUUAUGACUUGUGCGUACGCUCCAUCUGGCAGUUACGUAGCUUGUGGUGGCCUCGACAAUAUAUGUUCAAUUUAUAGUUUAAAAACCCGUGAAGGUAAUGUGCGAGUUUCACGUGAAUUACCUGGGCACACAGGCUAUCUCUCAUGUUGUCGAUUCUUGGACGAUAAUCAGAUAGUAACAAGUUCCGGUGACAUGUCCUGCGGUUUAUGGGACAUUGAAACUGGUCAACAAGUGACAUCAUUCAUGGGACACACUGGAGAUGUGAUGGCAUUAUCAUUAUCACCACAUUGUAAAGCAUUUGUUUCAGGGGCAUGUGACGCAUCAGCCAAAUUAUGGGACAUUCGAGAAGGUCAAUGUAAACAAACUUUCCCAGGACAUGAAAGCGAUAUUAAUGCAGUAACGUUUUUCCCGAACGGUUUCGCCUUUGCAACUGGAUCCGAUGAUGCAACUUGUCGUCUAUUUGAUAUUCGAGCUGAUCAAGAAUUGGCUAUGUAUUCACAUGAUAAUAUUAUUUGCGGUAUUACAUCGGUAGCAUUUUCGAAAAGUGGUCGACUUUUAUUGGCCGGCUACGAUGACUUUAACUGUAAUGUUUGGGAUACUAUGAAAGCAGAACGUGCAGGCAUUUUAGCUGGUCAUGAUAAUCGUGUAUCCUGUCUGGGAGUUACUGAGAAUGGAAUGGCAGUAGCGACAGGAUCAUGGGACUCAUUCUUGCGAGUGUGGAACUAAGUCUAAUCGAGAAAAGUCGCUGCAUUUAUCAGCACAGAAAAGAAGAUGGAAUGAGAAAAAAAAAUAUAAAAAACACAAACAAAAAUACACAAACACAAAAACAUAUUGAGAAAAAAAUGCAAGAAAAUUCUAUACAUAUUAAAUUUAAUUUAAACUCUAAGAAAUUGAAUGAUAAGAAAAAAAAAACAAACCAAUUCAGAAAUAUUAUGUUCAUAACGUUUAAAGAAGAAGAAAAAAACACACACACACACACAAACAAUUGGUAUAUAACAAUGAUAUAUCUGUAUGGAACAGAAAAACAACAAAAAAAUAUAAGCAGAAACUACAAAAAGAGAAAUGUUUAUACAAACAGUUAACUGAUAGCGCCAACAAAACGAAAAUCAAAAUCAAUCUAUGAGAUUGAUAAUUUACCGCGAUGAUGGAAAAACCAAUGAACGAGAUGGAGUUGAAAUGAGCACUUUUAAAAACAUGCAUUUGAUUGUCGUUCGGUAAUGGUCGUUUUUACCGGGCCGCAUCAAGCCAAUACAAUUUGGAUCAAAAUGAUUUAAAAAAAACCCGAACGAAGAAACAAAAUGAGUGUUUCGAAUAUAUUUGAAAUGAAAAAAAAAAUUUAGAUUUUAAGUCAUUUUGUGGCAUACGAGCAAACGCAAUGCUUGAUUGCACGUAUUUUCGGUAUUUAAUUUUCGAGUGUCACAACAAAAUGAUCCAAUCUCUAAAAUUUAAUCUAUUUCACAGAAAUGAAUGCAAUUGUUUAGCAAAAAUAAACAAAAGUUUAGAUCUCGAAGGCAAAAUAUCUCUCGAAUUGUUUUCUCAGUAUGCUUGUUGCGAUUGCACGCAACAACAGAAGCAGCAACAGCAAAAAUAAAGAGCAUCCGAAUGCAGGUGUGUGUGUAGCGAAGUUUAAUGACUACUCUCCGAUGCCCAUUCUCGUUGCUUACAUUUUGCCUUUCCAAGUCACCAAAAAAAAAAGUUAUUUUGUGCAUAUUUCUCUCUAUCUCAGGGUCACAAUCAGGGCAUAUGUUUUCAUAAUUUAAUUUCAAACGCAUACACAUCUAUACAUUCAAAAGAAUUAAACAAACACUCUCUCAUUGGUCGGAAUGUCUAGCAGAUUCAUUUCAUCAUUCCAUCAGCGCGGUAUAUUAAACAUACAGAUAUAUAAUUUAAUACAAAAAGAAAAGAUACAGUUUUCAAAGAGAAAAACAUUAUAGUUGAUUUGAAGAAGAAAGAAAGAUAGAUUAAAAAAAAAAAACGUUUUUUUUUCUUCGCGUAAAUUUCGGCAUAAGUUCAUGUUAUGCCUCAAUUUUGGUGCGUUUUUGUUUUGUUUUAUGACGUUAUUCUAAAAGCAAAAAAAAAGAAUCAAUUUUGAGGAUCGCUGUUGGUUGAACUGUGCGUUUUCUAUAAUCAUUGUUUGCUAUUUAACAAAAAAAAAAACUUUUUCAAAAUAUUUAUGAUCAUUAUAUGUGUCAUCUUAAUUUAUUUGAAUUAAGGAAGUGUAAAGUUAAAAGAUGAAAAAAAAUACAACCAAUUCAAAAUCACUUAACCAAGUCACAUACACACAAGCAAAUAAUCGCUUCAUUCGUUAUUCACCGAAUUCUCACGCAACAAAUUAAAUUGAAAAUGUGAAAACAAAAUAUGUUUCUUGCAACCCAAAAAAAGAGAACAAGAAAGAAAAUAUAUGCAAACGCACACACUGACUAAAAAAGUGAAAUACUAAAGCCAUGAGAGAAUCGCAGAAAAUAUUGUUUUUGCAUCAAAAUAGAUUUGCUAAUUUUUCUUACAUUUUCUUUUCUUCUACUCUGUUUCAUUUUCAACGUAAAUUUGUCGAGCACUUUUCUUUUUGAGAUGCUUUCAUUAUUCAAUGUUAAUAAUUAUAUGUUUGAUGUUUAUUUUUAUUUUUUUUUAGUUUAAAUUUCUUAGUCUAAAUAUUUCUUUUGUCAAGAGAAAGCAAAAGAGAGAGCAAGAGAAAGCCAGAGGGGAAGAGAAAAGAGAGAGACAGACGUACGGAGAAUACCCAUUUUUCCGCCAUUUAAAAAAACAAUUUAUUUAUUUUAUUUUAGUUUUAGUUUCAAAUUCAAUUAUAUAGCAAGUGAAAAACGAUUUGAAAAAUGUAAUUUUUAGUGGUUUUAUUCUCAAUUCGCCUACUUCACUACAUCCGUUUGUGCACGGUUUUUUGGUAUUUUUUUAAAAAAUGACUUCAUUCGUAUUUCUGAACUCUGGAAGCAACACCUGCUAAAAACGUUGUUUUUGUUGCGGUUUCAUUUUAUUCCCAUUUAUCUGAAGAAAAAAAAAAUGGAAAAAAACUUCAUCAACGGCAGGGAAUAUGCUUGAUUUAAGUUGCUUUUGAUUGUAUCGAUAACUCAAAUUGCCAGUUAUUCAAAAAUUAACAUUGUGAGGCGCUUUCUUUCAUAUAUUUUUUUUCUUUUUACAAAGAGUAAAAUACUUACAAUUUUUCUAUUGUCUCUCUAAUAAAUAUUUUGAAACAGGUGACGGUAGCUUUUAUUCACGCACAUUGAUACUCCGGAAGAUUGACAUAAAAACAAUUUACAAAUAAUAAAACGGCAAUCACAAGCAGUAACUAUUAAUAGUUGCUCCCAUCUAUUGCUAUAAAUUUCAAAAUGAGCCACAAAAUCUUAUUCAUUCAAUUAAAUCUCCUAAAUUGAAUGGGUCGACAUUUUGCUGUGUGAUAAAUAAUAAUAUUAUGAGCCAACAAAAAAACAUUCUACUUAUAUUCAGAAGGAAAAACUAAACAAACACCUGCACAGAAAGAGAAAGAGAGACAAAAUCUAUAGUAAAAUCAUUCGAUUUUGUUCGUUGAUUUCAAUGUUUAUUCGUCUUAUAUUUAUGUUGUAGUGAGUGUGUGGAUUUUUUUCACAUUUUUUUUUUAUUGAGGAAUGAAGAAUGCUUCAUAAGGUUUGAGUAGGAUCAUGCAAAACCAAAACCAACACACAAACAAACAAACAGAAAACAAUUUAAACUAUUUAAUACGAUAGACUUUAUAUACAAUCACUAAACUGCUUCAAAAGAAAAAUGAGAGAAAGGAAGCGGGGUAAAAAUGAUCGCAAGGUGUUCAUUUGCAAUGAAUUCAAUUGCAAACUAACAAAAAAAAGACCAAUAUAUUUGAAAUCAGUUGAAUUUAGUUCAUGCUUCAAAUCUCGAUUUUUUUCAAUACUAACGAUCUAGAGAAUAAAUCAUCUCAAAUCAUCUCGUCACAUCAAACAUUUACCACAACAACACACACAUACACACACACAAAAAGCGUAUAAUUCGUGAGAAACAUCUUUCAAAACAACAACAAAAAUAAAAUAGUCUCUGUUUCUUGGUCGAUAAAUGCAGCAAAUUUAUCGAAUUUGAACAAAACCAAACCAAACAAAAACAAUUCAAGUGGGACAAACGUUGCUGAUAAUAAUGAACAUGAACAAAAAAAAAACACACACACGAUUUGAAACUAGCGAUAUAUGCAAUUCGAUUCGUGUUUUUGUCGAAUGAAUUUAUGCGUAUGAGUUAUGCAGCGAUAUUGCAGGGAAUAUUCAUGGCCGAAGAUGGUUCUACAUUUUCUACAUGUUCUUCACUCCAAGCAAUUAACUCCAAAGUAUUUUGGAGGCGCGAGCUUCAUUGCUCACAGUUUAAAUCCAUUUCAAAGCACAUAUCGAGUACCAUUUAUCACUGACAAAACGCUAGGGGCACAUAUAAUUAUUCUUCGAGUAUAGCAUUUUUAGAUAAAUGAAUCCAAAAUAAAGUAAAUUAAUGGUUUACAUUUAAACAGGAACAAAAUAACAAAGCAAACAGAAGAUCAGAAUUACAACGGGGUGCAAAGUUUACAUAAACGAGGCGUGCAUUGGUCACAGUCAAAUGAAACACAUAAUGCCCAAAACGACAUAAUGGAAAUACAAACUUACACAUUAAACAUCAAAACACUUCUACUUUUUUAUGAAAAAAAAAAAAAAAAACAAACAAAACUAACAAAAAACGUGCACAUUUCGUUCAUCAAAUUAUUCGCAAAAUACGAUGGAUGUCGAAUGUCGCCUCUGUUGUGACUGAGCCUCAAUAGUUUAAAACCAACAAAAAAACAAAGAAACAAGAACUAAUGUAAUAUUGAAUAUAAAAAAAAUAAUAAUAAUUUUUAAAAAAAAUGAAAUUGAAGCAAAAGUGAAAAACGUGGAGCAUAAAUUUAGAAGAAUAAAUUAUAACAAAUUUUGUAUUUCUUAUUUAGUACUUGAAAAAAAAAAAACAUGAUGAAAAUGAAAAAGCAGCCAACAAAAUUAACAAAUAUUUAAAAAAAAUGACAAAAUGGAAAUAGAAAAUGAAUUCUAUUCAAUAAGUAGUGAAAUGUAUUUUAUAAAAUACAAAAUUACCAACAACUGAAACAAAACAUUUUUGCAUACAUUCAAACGACUUCACGAAUGUUGUUUUGACAUUUUGUACAGUCAUUUGUAAUUGCAAACAAACUAUUUACUAGUUCCACACACACACACACACAUACACAACACACAUUUAAUAAAUCCAUAAAUGAACAAAAUAAUAUUAACACUAUGUGCAAGAUAAAUAUGAAAACAAAUUUAUGAAAUUAAUCAUUUAAUCUCUCUCUGAUUACAUUUAUUACAAUCGUGUAUGUGUAACAGAGGGCAUGUGUUUUAUAUAUUUUUUUUGGUCUGGCACACAUUCAACGCAACAAUAUUCCAUAUAUUUCAGUCAUUCACUCACUUUAAUCAAACGCAUACGGUGUAGUCAAUUGUCGAGGACGACAAUUUUAUGCGUUUGAUAGUCUCACCGGUUUCUGGCCCAAAUUAUUUUUUUAUAUCCACAAACAAACAAUCAGCUAACGCUUACAUUUUAUAACCAUAUAAAUCAACCGCAAAACAACAAACUGAUAAUGUGUUUGCACAAAAACGACAAAGAUAUACAAAAAACGUUGUGAUUUGAUUGUCAUUCAUAUUUAAACAUUUUUUUUUAAAAGAAGCAAAACUCUUAUCAAAUUGCACGUGUGUAUCACAUGCAAAUAAAUGUAUGUAUAGCAUUUAAAAAAGUGAGAUGAAAAAUGUGCACUUUCUUUGAAUUCAAAUUCCAAAAUAAUUCAUGAGUACGUUUUCAUUUCGUUCAGAGGAAAAUGGAUAAAGAGAGUGAUUUUCUAUUUCAAUCGAUAUUCAAUUUUCAUUGCCAAAAAGACAUCUAAUUAGAUGGUUUUUCAUUGAGCAUUUUUCUGUCGAUGCAUUUUUCCAAUCUGAAAUAACACAAGAUUCUUUUCGCCAAGUCAUUACGGGACUGUCCCGUCAAAAAAAAAACGAUCAAUUUUUAAACAUCAAAUGAAAUCAAUUUCUUAAUUAUGGCAACAAUAACAAAAGAUUUUAUGACACAAUCAAUUUCCGUAUGCAUGUAUUUUUCACAAUUCAACAUAAACUACUCCCGAUACGGUGUUGAAAUGAAUGAAUGGCGAAAUUUAAAUGCCAAGAAAAUCGAAGCAAUCAGUUUUGAAAUGGUAACAGUCGAUAUAUACAUAUUACAUUUAUACACGAACAAGAUACCGAAAUAAUAUGGCAAGUUAUAUAGAUAAAAAAAAUAUGCAGGAAUAUAAGACACUCACACUACUAAAUAGAUUUGUGAUUCCAUUCAACAAAAAAAAAAACAAAUUGUUUUGCAUUCCAGUUGUAAAACUUGACCAAUUUCGUUUUUUUUAUAAAAAAAAGUCGUCAAAACUUGCGGCCAUCAAUCAACUGCUUCAGUAUUUUAAUUAUUGUUAUUCUAUAACAAAUAAUCUCCAUCCGAUUCUCAUUCAUUUCACAAAUUUGCACAAAAUUCUCAAAUGUCUAUAGCAGAUCAAAUAUAUAGAUAUAUCUUUUUGGGUUAGAAUCAAAUAAUGCCGAUUUUUUCAUACCGUUUUUGUCUACAGUACAAAAUAGAGUUCUUCUUCGUGAAUAACAAAAAAAUAAACUAAUCAUCCAAAACAAAAAAAUAAUAAUAGCAUUUAUAAUGUUAAGGGAAAGACGGGAAAAUCAAACCAACCAGAAAAAAAUAAUAAUAAUCAGUAAUUAUAAAAUAAUGAAGCAAGAUUAAAUUAGACAAAAUGAAAUAGGUUGUGUUCAAAAUCCAAAAAGAGAAGAAAACACAUUACUUUCGCCGAUCAGUGAACGCAUAAAAUAAAUCCUUUAUAAUUAGUUUAAGAUGAAUUCUCAAAUCAAAUUGGAUCACACACGCAAUAUAAUUCUUAUCACCAGCGAUGGUAUUUUACGAUACACAUACUCACACAAUUUUGGCCACAUGUUUUACACACAAAAUUGAACAGAUCAAUCGGACUGUAGAAAAUUUGUCUCUUUAAAAACAAAAACAAUUUUAAACGAUUUCAUCUCGUGUUUACUGUAGCGGAUAAAUCGCUUCUCUUUUUUCUUCACAUCAUUCUCCUUCGUUCGUUUUUUUUUCGUUACAUUCAUUAUAUUUUUAAAUGAUGAAAAAUCCCGCAGGCAAAUUUGUAUUCAUCGAUAAUCUCCCCUCUCCAUUUACCUCCAAAAAAAGCAAGAAAAAAUGCGAAUUUCGACGUGUCCAAGAGUUUAAACACAGCGUCUUUGAAUUCAAAAUAUAUUCAUUUCAAAACCACCCUGUAUAUAUUUAUAUAUAUAAUGAAAUAUUGAAUAACGAUACACACAAACACAACAAAAAAAACGAGUGAUAAAAAAUUAUUUUAAAAAAACAUAAAAUGAUUUUUUAAAGUCUUUUUUUUUCUCAAAUUACACGAUUGAAGAUAAAAGCAAAAACUCUUAUAAAAAAGGCAACAGUGAACUACAUUCAUUUUUCACAUCACACCACAAAAUCACUUGCAAUCAUUAUUAAAUAAAUGCAACAAAGUAAAAGAAAAAAAUUAACAAAAAAAAAAUGAAUUUUUUUAAGUGAACAUUUACACAAGAACACAAAAUUCACGCAAAGAAAAAUGAGAACAAAUUAAUAAAAACAAAAAAAAAACAUAUUUAUAAUAUAAAAAACAAAAUUAGCAUUAGUAAUUAAACUAAAGUAUAGAACGAAUUCAUCAUUUCACAAGUAUGCAGAUGAAGAAAAAAAACAAUGUUUUUGGUUUUUUUUUUUCAAGCGACUCAAAACUCCAAAACUCACUUACAUUCAAACGAAGAAGAAAAAAGAUGGAACCAGUUGCCACAAAUUGCCAUUAAUUAUUAUCCAAUAGUGUAGUAGAUGCUCUUCAACGCACACAACAAGUGAUUGAAGAAAUCUACAUCGGAUUUUUUUUGUGCGAAAUGUGUUCGAGAAAAAUGAAAAAAAAAAAAAAAAAAUAUUUUGAGCCAGCAGCCUUUGUGUCUUCUCAAAUAGUUUCAAUUUUGUCUGUUGUGAUGUGCUCAAAACACAUUUUUCUACACCAUGGAAUAUUCGUGUUCAAGUAAAAAAAAAACAGCGAAAAACAAACAAGAAUCGUUCCUGUGUUAGAUUCAGACGCACCUUCAAAAAUGAACAAUACAAAAACAACAACUACCAAUAACAUUUAAAUACACAAAUACACAACAAAACCCAAAGGACUUAAGUUUCGAUACUUCAUAAGUAGAUCAUCAAAAGUCAUCAAUUAAAAGCAAACAAAAAAAGAAACUGAUAACAAUAAAUUGACAAAAAAAAAAAACAACAUAUUGAUAACAUAGUGACCGAUUGAGCUGAGAGGGUUUGAUCGAUCGACAGUGGUACAAAUGUGCCAUAUUACAUUCGAACGUAGUUAUAUCAACGAACUAAGAUUAAAUUCUGCACAAAAGUGUGCGGUACGAAGCCAAAGGCUUCAUAACACACAAUCAACUAAACAAACAAAACAAAACUUCUAAACAACACGUUUGUGGCACUGCCGGUUCGUCCACCGCUCAGCCCAAUCAAAUGUCCAAAACGAGAAAAAUAAAUUGAUUUAAUGAAUGGUGAAACAAAAACAAAAAAAAA